GGGAUAAGAAAUAUAUUGUUAAUGGGUGUCUUGCCGUCAAUUGAUCCUUCUUUUGCCUCAGACCUGUUUGAGAUUCCAUCGACUGGAACUUUGGAGGAGCUUCCGAAAACGCGUUUGAUUGUUAUGUUAGAAUCAUUACGGAUUGUCGGUGUGGAGCUGGUGCAUAGGAAUGCAUUGUUGGAGGUGCAAAGUGCGAUGAAGUUUCCGAAUACCCUUGAUGAUGCUGAGAAAAUGGUUGUGGAGGGGGAUGCUGACAAUUGUCGUGUUGAUGGGGAUGGUUCUCGAAGAGGGUGGUGGAACGAGUAUGCCACGCUUAGCUUCUGUCUCCUCGAGGUGGUGUUCCAUUGGGCGGAGCCCACCGACAAGGACGAGGAGGACGAAAUUCCUGAUGACAAGGUGGAGACCUGGAUAAUAGACACGGCGGGAGAACUGUUGGGGCUUCUAUUCGGGAAGGUUAGGGCCGACCAUAUGGAGCCAAUCACGAACGAGGUCAUGGUGUUCCUGGCGCAGCUCCUGGACGAUCUGCCCCUGGAUAUCAUUUCGCGCUGCGACGAGCGGCCCGCGGUAGCGACGCUUACCCAUACAUUUGUACCGCAUUUACUGUGGUCCACGUGUACGGAGCUUGAUGGUGACAAUUGCUACUGCCCCUCCUCAGGCCAUUACCUGGCAAUCGAAGUGACCGACCUCACAUUAUGGGAUCCGAUCAUCCGAAGAGUGGAGGUGGAAGGGGUAGCUGACGACGCGGAGGAAGAAAGAGAAGAGGAAAGCGAAGAGGAAGAAAAAGAAGACUCUGAGGUGGAAACCGACGAUACCGAUCACCAUGAGUCAGAGGAGAGUGAGUUGGGAGGGAGUGGGUCGGGCAAAUCAGAUAGCCCCAGCGAGACGAGCAAGGAAGAGGACGAGGUGGCUAUGUAUCACCCGCGGUCGUGACCGCGGGCCAUUUGACCGCACGCGGUCAGCAUCCCGAC
Molecule: messenger RNA, 968 nt
Organism: Chara braunii
Lineage: Eukaryota; Viridiplantae; Streptophyta; Charophyceae; Charales; Characeae
Source: the annotation of a GenBank genome assembly